Molecule: messenger RNA, 2821 nt
Organism: Nematostella vectensis (starlet sea anemone)
Lineage: Eukaryota; Metazoa; Cnidaria; Anthozoa; Actiniaria; Edwardsiidae
Exons: 8
Coding region: 174-2201 (675 amino acids)
Source: RefSeq, a predicted model, not a curated record
UCGCUUACUCUUAAUUAAUUCAUUUGUAGACUCAAAUCGGGGAUCGUCCGCUUUCUUAUUAUCUUAAAAAAAAUCAAAACUACGCAAUGAAAGUUUGACACUUUACAAUCGUAAAGGAAUUCGAUAGAGAAAGUUUCCGAGAGAAACUUGUUGAUCAACUUAAAAUCUCUAAAAUGAAUCAGUUGGUUAAGGUUUCGUGUAUAGUUUUAGUUUCCCUGGCUUGGUGCUCAGCCACAGAUCAAAAAGACGAGACUCUCAAGCGCUAUGACAUCAAUGGCGGCGACUGGAAAGAAGCUCAAAGUGUCAUCAAUAAACUUGUAGAUGAGAGUAUCGCCAAAAAGGUCACAGAAGCAGAGAAAGAUAUGGCAAAUCUUCUAGAACAAAACAUCGUCGAACACAUAAAGCGCAAAGGCUCUUUUCUAUCGGCAGUCAAGAAAGCCUGCAAGGAUAAGUUAACACACUGCGACACCUUGGCAGAGGCUGGCGUUUGCAAGUCAUCGCGUAAAGCAAUGAAGGAGCACUGUCCGAAGACAUGCAAUCUUUGCGAAACCGAGUAUGUCAAGAUCUCACCGGAGGUCGAGAUUGUGAUGAAGCCAAAAGGAAAAGCGGAUGCGAAUUCUGCGAAAAAGUCUGUCACUGGUGUAGCUUCUGAGGUGCUGAAAAAUCUGUUCACUGAUAGCUCUGUGUCCGAACUUCAUUCUAUCGAGCCUCUUCUAGGCAAGCAGUCCAAGGACGCCAUGAAAUUCCAUGACAACGACAUGUCAGACGAAGAGAAGAAAAUCAGCGAUGCCAAACAACUUCUUGAGGACGCAAAAUCUCUGAAAAGGGCUCCUAAGAAGAAGCCAGAAAAAGAAGUCCAAGCCAACACGAAGUCAAAAAUUGCCAAGAAAGGGCAGAAACAAGCCUCCCUCAAAAAAGCAGACAAAUUAAAAGGCAUUCCAAUAGAAAAACUAUCCAAAACAAUAACUUACAAGAAUAAGAAAUACAAGGUAACACCGAUUGUCGAUUGGAAAAAGAUCUCGAAGAUGCUUAAGUCGCUUGGCUACAAGGCAAUCCACAUUCUGGGCGCACAUAACAAACACCUGGCGAAAGGUCUGAAGAAACACCUCAAGGAUAAUGGGGUGUCCACCAAGGUUAAAACGUCCGCUCACGUGGCGGAGGACACGGUGGUCAAGGCAAGUCAUAGGGAGAAGUCCUGGAGAAACAAGGUGUGGUUUAAAGCUAACUGCCAUCCGAUGUGUCUGGUUUCCUGUGUUGGUUCUUGUGGUACGGGAUGCUGCAAGGAACAUGACGCAAACUUACUGAAGAAAGGCCGUCCGUCCUACUGUCACGAGAUGUGUCUCGCGAACUGCGUGCCAUCGUGCGGCAGCGGUUGCUGCUCAGCGGAGGAUGAGAAGAAGCGAGGUCAUUUGGCGCUUCACUGGAGCCACAAAGACGCACCAAAACAGGAUACAGCAACAAAGAAACCAGCAAAACCGGCGGACUCAAAACCGGCUAAGAAACCAGUCAAACCUGUGAUGAUUGGCAAGAAGGGGAGCAGCAGAGGAGUAAAUAUGGGGUUGUCUUCCCCCGAAAUGUACCUCCCACAGAUUCGUCAAUGCAUCGCGCCCUGCCCUCAGGUUUGCGCGCCGGCUUGUAGCGACAUUUGCUGUGGCUUCGGCGCAUAUGCUCCAAACCCUGAUACCCACGUGCAUCCAGGCCUACAGCCAAAUGUCCCUUACCCGAACAAGAACAUCCCGGGAGAGGCGUACGUCUGCAAGGAAGAGUGCAAGUUUAGCUGUGACCUGGACUGCCCCGAAAACUGCUGCGGACCGGAAGGCUUAAUGCAGAGAAAUCAGCGACUUCAGAUUAACCCUGCCGCACCGUACGACCCCAUGCCCCCUCCGCAGACCGGGUUCCCUUCCUUUGCCGCGCCUGUCCAGACAUUCCAGGCAACAGAUGGUACGUGCCCAGCCCCUUGCCCAGGCAGCUGCUCUCCAGAUUGCACGGUUGCGUGUUGUGCGGCGCAGCUCGGUCUUCCCCAGGCUGAUGAUAACGCUGUGGCGCGCUCCUCCACAAGGAAGGUGAUACACUUGACGCAUGUGAUACGCCCUUUCCAGCAAGGCAAUAUUAACGCUGCGCGCACAUGUGCGAUCACGUGCGGUACACACUGCACACCUGCUUGCGCGAGAUCGGGGUGCUGCGACACCCUCAAGAAGUGAGCGCAUUCUUUGACGUAGGUAAUCUAGGAACUGGGAACCUUUGGACUAGAGAAAAUUUAGGAACUGGGAACCUAGGACUGAGAAAAUCUAGGAACUGGGAACCUAGCACUUGAGAAAUCUAGGAACUGCGAACCUAGGACUGGGGAAAUCUAGGAACUGGGAACCUAGCACUUAAGAAAUCUAGGAACUGGGAACCUAGGACUGGGGAAAUCUAGGAACUGGGAACCUAGCACUUCAGAAAUCUAGGAACUGGGAACCUAGGACUGGGGAAAUCUAGGAACUGGGAUCCUAGCACUUCAGAAAUCUAGGAACUGGGAACCUGGCACUCGAGGAAUUUACAUGAAAUAUCCAUGGAUCAUACAGUAGAUGAGCAGUUAAUGUUCGUUUGGGAAAAGGGACUCGUUAUGAUUUUGCUCACACUAACAAUUCAAUUAAAAUUUUAAUAGAAAUUGAUGUGCAUUUUACUGUACAUAUAUAUUUAAAACCAAAGCCAGCACCUCUAUUUCAAAUGUGUAUAAUUUGAUAAUUAUAAUGAGCUGUAGAUUUUUUGUUGAUAAUAACACUACAUUGUACAUUGUAUUUUCCUGUUGUAACGGUCAAAUAAAUAUACUUUUUUUUAA